CAAGAUGCCGUCCUACCAAACAAAGUCUCAGACCUCAGCACUGCUCAGACGGACUCAACAAUGUAAUCCAGGACAUAUGGCUCCCCAGAGAGAGAAGGUGUCCUUCGUGGCAGUCGACGGGAUGAAGACGUUUCUGGUAUCAGCUUAUUGGGAACAUCGUACGGAACAAAAGGAGGUUCAUGUUCUUGCAGUGGUGCUGAGGAGCAAGACACAAAGCUACCGUUGCCACCUCUGUUGUCAGGACCAACUGCACAUCUCUGAAGGUGUCGGUAAAAUCCAUGGUGAUCACUUUAACUUUGCGUAUGGUACAGCAGAGAUCGUGUGUCCUAUCCCCUCAGGCUGUGAGACCCUGUCCCAUGUCGCUGUGACCUCUUCCGCAGCCAAUUCUGAAGAUAAACGUGACCAAGAAUUUCUGGAGGUGAAGAACCAGGAGGCGAAAACUGACUCUUUUCCUUACACCUUCACCGUCUGCAUCUCCACCAUGUUCGAGUAUACCAACGUGCUGCAGCUGGUCCAGAGUUUGGAAAUGCUGCAGUUACUGGGGGUGAACAGAGUUGUCAUCUAUAAGACCAGCUGCAGCCCUAAAAUACAGCGCAUACUGGACUACUACACUCGCAAAGGUUUAGUGGAGGUGAUUCCUUGGUCUGUCUCCAGAUUUGUGAAUGUAUCACGAGGCUGGUUGCCUGAACAUGGUCCAGGUGACCUCCAUUACUUUGGCCAGAUUCCUGCUCUCUGUGACUGUACCUACAGAUACAUGUACGAAUCCAAAUACGUGGCCCUGCAGGACAUUGACGAGCUCAUAUUGCCCCAGUCAGUCAACAGUUGGUUGGAGUUGUUGCCACUGCUGGAGAACAAAUAUGGAGCUGACCGCUGUUACAUGUUUGAAAAUAACGUGUUCCCCAUCACCGUCACGCAGCCUCCACCCAACUCCCAAACUCCACCCCCACAGAGCUGGCAGAAUGUGUCCGGGGUGAACAUCCUGGAUCACCUGUACCAUGAACCCAUCACUGAAGCCACUCACUUCAGCAACUUCAAGAUCAUUGUCAGCCCCCGUGCUGCGUUCACACCGACCGUCCACGGGCUACUGGACUCAGUGAACGGCUGCAAGUGGGUUGACAGGAAUAUAGCACGGAUGUACCACACAAGAGCUGCGAAACAACCCAAUCUGAAGCCAGACCAGCUCAUCUAUGAUGGCAGACUGCUGAACUACAACACCCACCUCACACCAGCUGUCAAUACUGUGCUCAGAGAGAGUGGACUUCUACCAGAGGGCAGCAUACAGUAGCCUCAGUUUGUGUGUGUGCGCGCGCGUGUGUGUGUGUGUGUGUGUGUGUGUGUGUGUGUGUGUGUGUGUGUGUGUGUGUGUGUGUGUGUGUUGACACUGUCUAAAGAAAGAAGCUAAAGAAAGCCUUGUCUAUUCAACUAAUGGAGAGGAUUGAUUCCACAGAGCUUUAUAUUUGAAUCAUUUAUUGGAUGUACAUGGAUCAAAGUGAAAGUGAGUGAGUGAGGAUUCACACAUUGAGGCUGACAACAUGUUGCUUGUUGACUCCCACUUUAUUUUUGUAGUAACACAUUGGCUCAGAAAGUCCAAUUCACUUCAUCUUUAGAGGGACAUUUUACAGGAAGAUUACAGGAAAUUUGCUUUUUUUAAUACUGUUCAAUACUUUUCUUGGGUGAAUGAUUGAAUAGUGAUUCAUUCUAAUUAGACUGAUUCAAGGAGAAGGUCUUCAAAUGUGUUGUCUAUCUCUUGCAAAUAUACCACCUCAGUUUCAGAGUCAAAUUAACUUUCAAAUUACACAAAUUUAUCAAGUAUAUGAAUUAAAUCUGAUGUACAAUCUAUAUGUCAGGGUAAUAUGUUUACAAAGAGGGAAAUAUAAAGAUGCACUUGAAACUACUGCUGAUUUUUUUUUAAAUAUUUUAAUUGAAUUUUGUAUUGUAAGUUAUUGUGGAGCAUCAUUGUCUGAAGCAAAUCCUUGUAUGAUAGAUACUGGUUUUGGAGCUGAAGACAGUUGUAUUUCACACAGUCUGUGUUUAAUUAAAGAAUUUUGA
This is a messenger RNA of Seriola dumerili (greater amberjack), 2049 nucleotides long. RefSeq lists its product as uncharacterized. The record is from RefSeq and is a predicted model, not a curated record. NCBI's taxonomy places the organism in Eukaryota, Metazoa, Chordata, Actinopteri, Carangiformes, Carangidae. The transcript is spliced from 8 exons. The coding region runs from base 5 to 1285 and encodes 426 amino acids.